AUGGCUGCUUCUUCUUCUACGGCUGCUGAUGUUCUCCCUCAACAAAAGUAUGAUCUCUUUCUUAGUUUCAGAGGUGAGGCCCGUCUUAAAUUUAUCAGCCAUCUCUAUGCUGCUUUGAAGCGGAAACAAAUCCUUACCUACAUGGAUGAUAAGUCGCUUGAGAGUGGAGAUGAAAUUGGACCUGCCUUAUCGACAGCAAUCGAGCAAUCCAAGCUUUCGAUAAUCAUUUUCUCAAAACACUAUGCUUCUUCUCGAUGGUGCUUAGAUGAACUUGUGCAUAUACUAAAAUGUAAAGAAGCAUAUGGACAGCUUGUUGUACCCGUUUUCUAUGACAUUGAUCCUUCAGAUGUACGGCAGCAGAAACGGACUUAUGCAGAUGCAUUUGCAGUUCUUGAAGAGAGAUUCAAAGACAAAAAAGGGACAAGGUGUGCAAGUGGAGAAAUGCUCUCACAACAGCAGCCAAUUGUUGAUGUCAUAAUUUGGUUCGACAAAUACUUUUGA
This is a messenger RNA of Rosa rugosa (rugosa rose), 501 nucleotides long. RefSeq names its product TMV resistance protein N-like. The transcript has a single exon. The record is from RefSeq and is a predicted model, not a curated record. NCBI's taxonomy places the organism in Eukaryota, Viridiplantae, Streptophyta, Magnoliopsida, Rosales, Rosaceae. Gene Ontology annotation, biological process: signal transduction. Bases 1 to 501 code for a protein of 166 amino acids.